Messenger RNA from Scophthalmus maximus (turbot), 2998 nucleotides. RefSeq names its product ectonucleoside triphosphate diphosphohydrolase 4 (gene entpd4). Bases 281 to 2137 code for a protein of 618 amino acids. The transcript is spliced from 13 exons. Gene Ontology annotation, biological process: nucleoside diphosphate catabolic process. Gene Ontology annotation, cellular component: membrane. Gene Ontology annotation, molecular function: nucleoside diphosphate phosphatase activity. The record is from RefSeq and is a predicted model, not a curated record. NCBI's taxonomy places the organism in Eukaryota, Metazoa, Chordata, Actinopteri, Pleuronectiformes, Scophthalmidae.
GAGACAGAAAUCAAGCGCACCGUGAACGAACCAACCAACCACGUCACUCGCCGGAGACGUGUCACAUACCUUGGUCGCUGAGCGUUAGCCAGCGGUUAGCAUCUGGCUGCCGAGACAUGUCUCAUUUUCGAGAAAAGCGAAGACUUUCACUUGUUCAGUAGUCACGAUGAAGGUUGAGGAAAACGGGAUGGAGCCGUGGUACAAGCCAGACCAGCCUCUGUCAGCCGACUGAUCCCCGAUGUUCUCUCAAUAAAGCCUCGAGCUGAAGACAGUUUGCAGCAUGGGGAGGAUCAGCUUUUCGUGCCUUUUCCCAGCCUCGUGGCAUUUCAGCCUGUCGUCCCAGGUUCUUCCCCGGCUCCUGGUACCUUCCCUCAGACAGCUGCUCUUCAUCGGCCUGGUGCUCGGCCUCAUAGGACUCCUUUACCUGCUGCUCGCCACCGGAAAGGGGCACGCCAGCUGGAUCCGAAAGGAAAAUCAUUUUCACAGGCACCUGGCGAGGGUGACUGAUGUGGACGCAACGGAUACGAGCAACCCCAACCUGAACUAUGGCUUGGUGGUGGACUGUGGCAGCAGCGGCUCCAGGGUGUUUGUUUACUGCUGGCCCCGGCACAACGGUAAUCCUCAUGAACUGUUGGACAUCCAGCAAAUGCGAGAUCAACACCGCAAGCCAGUGGUCAUGAAGAUCAAACCGGGUAUCUCUGAGUUGGCUAAAACCCCAGAGAAAGCCAGUAAUUAUAUAUAUCCACUGCUGAGCUUCGCAGCCCAACACGUUCCCAAAAAUAAGCACAAAGAAACACCCUUGUAUAUACUGUGCACAGCUGGAAUGAGAAUCCUGCCUGAAAGUCAACAAGAAGCACUUCUUGAGGAUCUGCGCACUGACAUUCCAGUCCACUUCAACUUCCUCUUCUCGGAUUCUCACGUAGAAGUAAUUUCUGGAAAACAGGAAGGUGUCUAUGCAUGGAUUGGAAUAAACUUUGUCCUUGGAAGGUUUAACCAUGUGCACAAUGAUGGGGAAGCUGUAGUGGAGGUGCAUGUCCCAGGCAGCGAGCAGCAGGACGCGCUGGUGAGAAAAAGGACUGCCAGUGUCUUGGACAUGGGCGGCGUGUCGACACAGAUCGCAUACGAAGUGCCCAAAACUGUAAGCUUUGCUUCUCCACAGCAGGAGGAAGUCGCCAAGAACUUACUGGCUGAAUUCAACUUGGGAUGUGACGCACAUCGGACAGAGCAUGUUUAUCGUGUUUAUGUGUCCACCUUCCUGGGUUUUGGAGGAAAUGCAGCACGCCAAAGAUAUGAGGAAAAUCUCAUCAGAAAUACUGCCACUCGAAACAAGCUGUUAGGUCAGCACAAAGGUGAGACAGCAGAGUCUCCCCUCCCGGACCCUUGUCUGCCCUCAGACCUGCAGGACGAGAUUGGCCCAUCUGCACAGAAGCUCCAUCUGCGAGGCACAGGAGACUUCGACCAGUGUCGCCUGAUUCUCCAACCGUUCCUGAACUGCACCAAUGAGACCCAGACCUCCCUCAGUGGUAUCUACCAACCUGCCAUUGACUACACCAACAGUCAGUUCUACGGCUUCUCUGAGUUCUACUACUGCACAGAGGAUGUGCUGCGCAUGGGCGGAGAUUAUAACGCUUCCAAAUAUGCCGAGGCUGCGAAGAGUUACUGUGCCACCCGGUGGAAGACUCUGAGGGAGCGCUUUGACUCUGGCUUGUAUGCCUCACAUGCUGAUCUUCACAGACUGAAGUACCAGUGUUUUAAAUCGGCUUGGAUGUAUGAAGUAUUGCACUCGGGCUUUUCCUUCCCAACCAAUUAUAAAAACCUGAAGACUGCCCUAUUGGUCUACGAUAAGGAGGUCCAGUGGACUCUUGGCGCUAUACUUUACCGAACACGGUUUCUGCCUUUGAGGGACAUCCAGCAGGAAGCUCUGAAAGGAGCUCAUUCUCACUGGCGGCACAGCUUCUCCUUUGUCAACAACCACUACUUAUUCCUGGCUUGUUUCUUCAUUGUGCUGUUGUCUAUUAUGUUGUACCUAAUGCGACUCCGCCGCAUCCACCGGCACGCGGCACAACCUUGCACCCCCUCCUCUGUACCGUGGUUGGAAGACGGCCUUGGCUCACCCACGCUCCCUGUCAACCUCUGAACUUUCAGGUAGUGAGAUUUGGACAAAUGAGGAGGAUCCUUUGUGAGCCCUCAGGCUUAGCCGAGUAGAUGUUUGCGUAUAAUUUAUUUUUUUUGACAUCGAAAUUUCCUUCUUUUUCUUUUAUUAAUGUCUGUCACUCCGGUGUCAAUUUCAAAUGGCAGCUGCCUCCAGGUGUCUUCUAUUUAAUUUCUAAAAAUGACAAACACAGUGGUACUUUUCUCACGAAGGAAUCUUCAAUACCCAAAUAAAUGUGUACUCUAUCAUUUAACAAAGUUGGACAAAUAUACCACAGCGGCAAUUCAUUAUAUGUGUGGGCAUUUGCCUUUCUUUAUGCCUUUUAUAUGUGCAUGAUCAGAUAUUUUCUUUUUUGUUUUGAUAUGCAGAAACCUCAAAUGCAAUACGAUUUCUGAUUAGUGGAAGGAGCACUUUGUAACGCAGUUGGAAAUGAGAAAAUGAGACUUCACAGCACUUCGCAGCUGGAAUGUUUUUUUUGUUUUUUUUUGUGUGCGCACGUCUUUCCCAAAUUUGUCCACCUUUAGUGCAAUACAUGUCUUGACACUGUUGGGAAGUUCUCCAAAUCACAUCUGUUCUUUUGAGUAGAAUAUCAAUCUCUCUUAAAGCCCUGCUGAAAUUCUUGCAUUUGGUUAUCUUACUAUUUUGUAGGAUACCGCUGCAUAUACUUUAUUUAUGUUGAGCUUCAUUUUUCAGAAGCCGUCAUAUCACUGCUGUGAGGGGAUUGUAAAUGAGGGCACGUGUCCCUUUAUUUAUAUGAAAAAUGGUCUAGUGAAAUGUUUGCACAGAUGAAUGCGAAAUAAAUGUUGUCAAAUUGAAAUUCAGUAAUAAAGUUUUUAUGGAAUACUU